AUGAAGGUCCGCAUUCUGCGACGCCUUGCCAGAGGUUAUGGCACGUGUUCCGGGGACUACCGUCUCAUGGAACGGGAGACUGGCACCCUUUGCCCUCGCUGCAAGGCGAGGGCUGAUGCCAGGCGGGCAGCGGCAGCCGCAAACGCUGCCGCAAUGGUUCCUGGAGUACAAGGCCAGGAAGGUUGGAUGGCGGAGGGCAAUGUCUUCCAGUAG
Molecule: messenger RNA, 213 nt
Organism: Neurospora hispaniola
Lineage: Eukaryota; Fungi; Ascomycota; Sordariomycetes; Sordariales; Sordariaceae
Exons: 1
Coding region: 1-213 (70 amino acids)
Source: RefSeq, a predicted model, not a curated record